AAGGAAAUCGGCAUUGAUACAUACUCACUGCUACCAUAAUUUGGAAUUAUUGGUUCAAGACAAGAGAAAGGUAUCAGCCAGAAGGUGUCCACAAGGUUACAGAGCUAUGUUAGCUUGUUACUGUGAACAGCCGAUAACGUCAUUCAAAUGCUCUGACUAUGGUAAUAACCACACAGUUAAUACCAUGGUUAAUCAUUUCCAUGUUCAAGGCGGCAUACGCAGAGGAUGACAGUGGCAGUAAUGGAAGCUCCACAAAGUAUUAUAUUUUAAUCGGAGCAGGAAUUUUUGUCAUUGCUGCCAUAGUUGUGCUUGUAUACCUAGACUGGAACGAUCAUUUAAAGAGUUUGGAUGAUAAGAAAUGGAUAAUCUACGUGCUUUUUGUUCUCUGUGGUUUUGCUGGGCUUAUAAUAUUCACGUGGCUGGUAUUUGGAUUCAAGCGAUAUACUAACCUAGACAGGCGUACGCUAUUGACGUAUUUCUUAAUACGCGCCGCGCACGACCCACCUCAAUUUGGUGGAUGUAUGAGAGAUUGGUGAAUAAGAUAGCAU
Messenger RNA from Babesia bovis T2Bo, 548 nucleotides. RefSeq names its product putative integral membrane protein. The transcript has a single exon. NCBI's taxonomy places the organism in Eukaryota, Apicomplexa, Aconoidasida, Piroplasmida, Babesiidae. The coding region runs from base 159 to 536 and encodes 125 amino acids. The record is from RefSeq and is a predicted model, not a curated record.